CUCAGUUUCCCCAGGAAAAACAACCUUAUCAUAUCUUGUCUCUGUUCCACUGUGUCUUCCCCUUCAACUCUCCUCUAUUCCAUUCAUCUCUGCAACAUUCUCAUCAUCCAAACAAACACAGCACCCAAAAUGCACCACCACUGAACAACAACAACCUCAAAACAAUGGCGUUCACCAACACCACUGGUAAACUCUCAGAAUUAUCUUUCAGUUCAUCACCAUCAUCACUCUCACUCUCACUCAACCUUCCUCGCUUUUUCACUCUCACCCAUCUCUUCCUCCCUCAUUCCAAACCCUCUUUUCGCACUCUCACCUUCUCUUCUCUCCGAACCAGCCACCACCACAAUUCCUCCCCAAAACCCAACCCCACCGCGCCCUGGCUCGCCAAAACCGCCUCACCUCCCAAAAGGGUCUCCGAAUCUGCCACCGAAGAAGACCCAUCGAACCGUCAACCGGGUAUUCGACAAAACCCGGUUGAAAGGAUUGUUCUCCGGUUGCGGAACCUGGGGUUGGUUUCUGAUGAAGAUGAGGAAGCAGCAGCAGCAGGAGGAGAAGAAGAAGGAGAAGAUAGGGUCAGUCCAUUGCCGGUGACCGGCGAGGAGAAGCUGGGGGAGUUGCUGAGGCGGGAAUGGGUUCGUCCUGAUGCCGGGUUGCUGGAGGAUGAUGAUGAGGGUGAGGAGGGGGUGUUGCCGUGGCAGAAAGAGGAAGAGGGGUUUGUGGGUAGUGGGGUUGAGGAGGGGUUGAGGAGGAGGAUGUUAAGGGCUCCAAGUUUGGCUGAGUUGACACUUGAGGAUGAGUUGUUGAGGAGGUUGAGGAGAGAGGGGAUGCGUGUGAGGGAGAGGAUUAGUAUCCCCAAAGCUGGUCUCACAAAAGAUGUGAUGGAUAAGAUUCACGAGAAGUGGAGGAAGGAGGAGUUGGUGAGGCUCAAGUUUCAUGAGGAGCUUGCGCGGAACAUGAAGAUUGCUCAUGAGAUUGUUGAGCGUCGAACGGGAGGAUUGGUUACAUGGAGAUCGGGAAGUAUUAUGAUGGUGUAUCGUGGUAUUAAUUAUCAAGGGCCUCCCUCCACGAAGGAACUUGAUGAAAAAGAAGGUGAUGGCUUUUUUAUCCCGGAUGUCUCAUCAGGAAGCUUGCCAAGCACUAAAGACAGUAAUGCAAUUGCAAACUCAUCCCUGGAGAAGAGUGAGCUAGCUGCAAGGAAUCAGGAACAGCCUAAGAACAUGACGGAAGAGGAAGCAGAGUACAAUGCGCUGCUUGAUGGUUUGGGUCCUCGUUUUGUUGAAUGGUGGGGUACAGGAGUACUUCCUGUCGAUGCUGAUUUACUUCCCCGUACAGUUCCUGGUUACAAAACACCUUUUAGGCUUCUUCCUGCAGGGAUGCGUUCUCGACUAACAAAUGCAGAGAUGACCAAUUUAAGAAAACUUGCAAAAUCACUUCCUUGCCAUUUUUCCUUGGGGAGAAAUAGAAAUCACCAAGGUCUGGCAUGUGCUAUUCUUAAGCUUUGGGAAAAAAGUUUACUUGCAAAGAUUGCUAUCAAACGUGGUAUCCAGAACACAAACAAUAAAUUAAUGGCUGAUGAGCUCAAGACAUUAACAGGAGGCACCUUGCUGCUAAGGAAUAAAUAUUACAUUGUUAUAUAUCGUGGGAAGGACUUUGUUCCAACAGAUGUGGCUGCAGUUUUAGCUGAAAGACAGGAAUUGACAAAACAGGUACAAGAUGUUGAAGAGAAGGUGCGUUGCAGAGCUGUUGAUGCAACAUCAGGACAAGGUGAAGCAACAACACCGGCAGGCGCUGCAGUUUUAGCUGAAAGACAGGAGUUGACAGAACAGGUACAAGAUGUUGAAGAGAAGGUGCAUUGCAGAGCUGUUGAUGCAACAUCAGGACAAGGUGAAUCAACAACACCGGCAGGCUCAUUAGCAGAGUUUUAUGAGGCCAAGGCUCGUUGGGGAAGGGACAUAUCUACGGAAGAACGUGAGAAGAUGAAGGAAGAAGUUGCCAAUGCCAAGACUGUGAAGCUUGUCAGGCAUACUGAGCAUAAGCUAUCUCUUGCCCAGGCCAAAAAGCUUAGAGCAGAAAAGCUGUUAGCCAAAAUAGAAGCAGCUAUGGUUCCAGGUGGUCCUGAUUAUGACCAGGAAACCAUCACAGAGGAAGAGCGUGUCGUGUUCCGUAGGAUUGGUUUGAGAAUGAAGGCAUACUUACCACUUGGUAUACGUGGUGUUUUUGAUGGUGUCAUUGAAAAUAUGCAUUUGCAUUGGAAACACAGGGAACUUGUAAAAUUGAUAUCAAAACAAAAGACUCUGGCUUUUGUUGAAGACACAGCAAGGUUACUGGAAUAUGAGAGUGGUGGAAUACUAGUGGCAAUAGAAAGAGUUUCUAAAGGAUUUGCUCUUAUUUAUUAUCGUGGAAAGAAUUAUAAACGGCCCAUUACUCUCAGGCCUAGAAACCUUCUAACAAAGCAAAAGGCAUUGAAGCGUUCCAUAGCCAUGCAACGCCAUGAGGCUCUGAGUCAGCAUAUUACAGAACUGGAAAAAAAUAUAGACGAAAUGAACAAAGAACUUGGCGUGUCUCAAGAUUUGGAGGUUCAAGACAAGUGGAGCAUGGAGGAAGAGGACAAAAAACAACUAGACCCCAUCUCAGAACUCACCCAAAGUGAGGAUGAGGAUUCUGAUGGUUUUGAUGAUGAGGAAGACUCCGAUUGGGAUGAAGAUGAGGACGCUGAGUUUCCAGAAUUCAACAUUGAUGGGCAUCCUUGAAGGCAGGUUGACAGAUAUGCAUUGGAGUUUCUCUAUGACAUCUGUCAUUGCCUUCGGCGAGAUAGUUCUCCCUCAUGUAGGGCAAUGAAGAGACAGGCUGACAUCAACAUGAAUGGUUUUUCCUCAAUUUGUACAUUCUUAGAGCUGAUAAUGUGGGAGUGGGAGUUUGAUUUAUACAAAGUUCUACACGUAUGUGCCUGCAUAUCAUUCGCAGUCCUGCAGUGGCUAAAAUCCGUCAGUAUUUGCCUGUUUGCCUCAGGUUUUUCAUUUGAGUGGCACUUAAUCUUUCACUGUUCUUUGAGAUGGUAUCUUUUAGAAUGCUAGCUGACUUCUGAGUAGCAUGGACAAACACUCAUCUGUAUACUGUAGUCUGCCUUACAUUGUAGUUCACCUGAUUACUGUAAAUCCUUCAUCAUAUUGUAACAGGAAUAACUCCUUUCUUGUAUUCACUAUUGUGAUAUUGUUCCUUCCCGUGAUUUUAAUUUUGUUGCCUUCAAUGCUGUGGGGGUAAACAGUAAAUGUACCAUGUUGAUGUGAUUAUGAUAUGAUAAGAAGCACAAUUUUGGUUAUAACUUUCAAACUCGAUCAGCUGUUAUUUUCA
This is a messenger RNA of Lotus japonicus, 3351 nucleotides long. RefSeq names its product CRM-domain containing factor CFM3, chloroplastic/mitochondrial. The record is from RefSeq and is a predicted model, not a curated record. Gene Ontology annotation, biological process: RNA splicing, via transesterification reactions. NCBI's taxonomy places the organism in Eukaryota, Viridiplantae, Streptophyta, Magnoliopsida, Fabales, Fabaceae. Gene Ontology annotation, molecular function: mRNA binding. The transcript is spliced from 10 exons. Bases 165 to 2750 code for a protein of 861 amino acids.